AUGUCAUCCUCUUCCUCAUCAUCCUCCUCAUCAUCGUCUCCACCACCGUCUCGAGGACGAGACAAAAAGAAGAAGAAGGAGAAGGAUAAAAAGAAUCAUCAAAGGAAACGAAAGGACUCUUCCUCUUCAUCUUCUUCCUCUUCCUCGCCACCUCCACCGCAACGUAAACGUGACAGAGAGAAGAAAAAAGAAAAGAAGAACCACGAAAAGAGACGCAGCAACUCGUCCUCAUCUUCGGCCUCUCCGCCUCCGCGUAGGCGAGAUGAGCUGAGCAGUUCGGAUGAGUCACGUGAAGAAAAUCCAACCCAUUCACGAUCGAAGAAACAAACGAAAAUCCUGUCCAAAUUGCCUAUCUCUCUUCCCAAAACAUUCGCAAUUACUCUACAUUUUGGAUCUCCGUCGUCCUCGAAUCAGAGUGACAAGCAUCACAGACACCAUCAUCAUAAGAAACAUCAUCAUAAAUAUUUCUCCUCCUUUUGGUGUUGUCAAGAGGAACUAUGA
This is a messenger RNA of Necator americanus (New World hookworm), 501 nucleotides long. RefSeq lists its product as uncharacterized. The coding region runs from base 1 to 501 and encodes 166 amino acids. The record is from RefSeq and is a predicted model, not a curated record. NCBI's taxonomy places the organism in Eukaryota, Metazoa, Nematoda, Chromadorea, Rhabditida, Ancylostomatidae. The transcript is spliced from 2 exons.